GAACCUUGUUAUUACAUAAAAAUACAGGACGACUUCAUUUUCUUCUUCAAUGGCAGUGUCAGAAAUCUCGCGAUGUAGUUAUCAUGUAUUCUUGAGUUUUAGAGGUGAAGAUACGCGCAGAAGUUUCACGGAUCAUCUUUACACAGCUUUGGUGCACUUGGGAAUUCAAACAUUUAGAGAUGAUGAGGAAAUCGAGAGAGGGAAUAACAUAAAAGAUGAAAUUGAAAAAGCAAUACUACACCGCUCCAAAAUUUCUAUCGUUGUUUUCUCAAAGAAUUAUGCUGCAUCCACAUGGUGUCUUAACGAACUUGUAAUGAUAUUGGAGCACAAGAAAUCCUCUAAACAUAUUGUGUUGCCAGUUUUCUAUGAUGUGGAUCCGAGUCAAGUCAAGAACCAGACGGGAAGUUAUGCAGAAGCAUUUACCCAACACGAACAAAACUUCGAGUCCAUGGUACAAACAUGGAGGAAUGCUUUGAAAGAAGUUGCGGAUAUAAGAGGCAUGGUUCUACUGGACAGUUGGAAUAGAUUCUCUCGUGACACAAAUUAAUCAAUGGUGAGAACAAGAUGGAGCAAAUAAAGUUGGCAUUGCAACUAUUUGUGGCAUUGGAGGCAUUGGGAAGACAACCAUUGCCAAAGUUUUUCACAAUCAAAACAUCCCGAGGUUUGAAGGUUAUAGUUUCCUUGCUGAUGUUAGAGAAACAAGUCAAGAUUGCAAUGGUUUAGUCUGUUUGCAAAGGCAACUUAUUUUAGAUAUCCUUCAAGGAAAAUCACAUAAAAUAUACAAUAUAGAUAAUGGAAUUAACAAGAUCAAAGAAAUUGUAUGUUGUAGAAUAGUUCUUCUUGUUCUUGAUGAUGUUGAUGAAUUGGAAAAAAUAAGAAAAUUAAUGGGAACUCAAAUUCCUUUUCA
Gossypium raimondii (Peruvian cotton) is the source of this 907-nucleotide messenger RNA. Its product is annotated as TMV resistance protein N-like. The coding region runs from base 50 to 547 and encodes 165 amino acids. Gene Ontology annotation, biological process: signal transduction. The transcript has 2 exons. The record is from RefSeq and is a predicted model, not a curated record. NCBI's taxonomy places the organism in Eukaryota, Viridiplantae, Streptophyta, Magnoliopsida, Malvales, Malvaceae.